Molecule: messenger RNA, 1928 nt
Organism: Engraulis encrasicolus (European anchovy)
Lineage: Eukaryota; Metazoa; Chordata; Actinopteri; Clupeiformes; Engraulidae
Gene: ndp
Product: norrin cystine knot growth factor NDP
Exons: 3
Coding region: 869-1279 (136 amino acids)
Biological process (GO): Norrin signaling pathway; positive regulation of DNA-templated transcription; Wnt signaling pathway
Molecular function (GO): frizzled binding; cytokine activity
Source: RefSeq, a predicted model, not a curated record
CAUAGAGAGUGAGUGGGAGAGAGAGAGAGAGAAGGGGAACACACACACUCACCGAGACACAGAGGGUAACACAGUGUGUGUGGGAGAGACCGAGAGAGGAGAGAGAAAGUGCAGAGAGGACAAGAAGAGGGGAAAAAAAGACAAACGAGAGAAGAGGAUUUAUUGGGGAGCUGCUGUCGCUGUUUCAUUUUUUUUCUUUCUGUCGUUCUUUCUUUCUGGGUGAUAUUUCUCUCUGACUUUCUGUUUGUGACGGCAUCUGGCGUUUGGAGACGGUGACUUCACUUCGUUUCUCCUCACUGGCCAGAGAGACGGAGCGAGAGAGAGAGAGCGAGAGAGAGAGGGGAAAGACAGACGGAUCCAGACGAGGUGGGCUUUGCUGGAGAUGGCGUGGCCCACGGACCGCAGUGUCAUCAGAGCAGCUAGCCCGCCACCCAGCGAGAUCGUGAUGGCCAGACCUGAGGGCACCAAUCAGCUCCCACUUCCCUAAGGCGAACCCCAAACCUCCCCACUCCCCUAUACACACACGACCCCCCCACCUCCCAUCCCAUUCCUUCUUCAACGUCUCCUCAUCAUCAACAGUAGUCCCACCACAUCUGUUUUCACAUUUUGUCAGCCAUUUUCUGGACUACCCCCUCCUCCUACCCCUCCACCUCCACCACACCACCUCCACAUCGGUUGGUGUGGUUAAUGUUGUGGACUCACUUCCCCCCUCAUCUAGUGUGGGACUUUUACUGCGGCUCCAUCCACCAAUCCACCUCUUGGUGAGGUGCAAAUAGCUUUCGCCUGGGUGUUGUGAGUGAGGGGGGCCGCCACUUCUACUGCCACCACCGCCGCCACUGCCGCCACCGCCACCGCCAGCGCUGUGAUCAUGAGGAACUGUCUGAGGCGGCCGGGCCUGGUGCUGCUGCUGGUGGCCUGCCCCCUGCUGGCCGUACUGCAGGGCGUCACCUGCAAGGCCGAGAGCGGGCACCUGGGGGACACCGACCCCGACCGCUGCAUGAGGCACCACUACGUGGAGACCAUCACCCACCCCAUCUACAAGUGCAACUCCAAGAUGGUGCUCCUGGCGCGCUGCGAGGGCCACUGCAGCCACACGUCGCGCUCGGACCCGCUCAUCUCCUUCAGCUCGGUGCUGAAGCAGCCCUUCAAGAGCACCUGCUUCUGCUGCCGGCCGCACACCUCCAAGCUCAAGGCCGUGCGGCUGCGCUGCUCAGGGGGCACGCGCAUCACCGCCACCUACCGCUACAUCCUGGCCUGCAGCUGCGAGGAGUGCAGCUGAACACGCAACGCACGUGUGCAGGUACGGGACAAAAGGGGGGGGGGGGCUGCUUGACCGGGCCUUGGACAGUCAAGUCAAUCCACCGAAACCCACCCACCAAAUACAUGCAAUGUAACGAGGAACCAAAGUCUGGGCAACCCCCUUUUCCCUGGGUUGCUGACAGCCUUGGCCAGGUCUAGGACAAGGAUGAAGUCAACCCACCCAACCAACUCACCCACUCAAUACAUACAAUGCAAUGAGGACCCAAUUCUGGGACAGCUUUGGCCGCACACAGGACAAAGUCAUCUGAAAGGGACCCCCCAGACAAACCCAUGCAAUAAGACAUAAUGUAAUGAGGACCCAACUGUGGGAAUCCACUUUCCUUUGGGCCUGGGACAACGCAUUUGUCUCAUUUGACUCAUUUGUCCCCUCCCACCCUGCUGACUUCCUAACACAUGUGCACUGCACAGAAGACACACACACACACACACACACACACACACACACACACACACACACACACACACACACACACACACACACACACACACACACACACACACACACACACACACACAUGUGUACAUGGUCAUCCAGACAUAAAGAUGUGCAUAUACUGUAAAUGCAUGUGCACACAGAUCCACACAUCCACAUACUGAACUGUAUGCAC